This is a messenger RNA of Archocentrus centrarchus (flier cichlid), 3997 nucleotides long. Its product is annotated as NACHT, LRR and PYD domains-containing protein 3-like. Gene Ontology annotation, molecular function: protein binding. The transcript is spliced from 15 exons. The record is from RefSeq and is a predicted model, not a curated record. NCBI's taxonomy places the organism in Eukaryota, Metazoa, Chordata, Actinopteri, Cichliformes, Cichlidae. The coding region runs from base 107 to 3997 and encodes 1296 amino acids.
UUUUCAUUUGAACAUUUUUGGGGGUCAGACUAGGUUAAACGUCACUGUAAAAAGUUCUGACCGAGGUUUUUAUCCACGGAUCACUGAUCAGUGUGUCAUUGGCAACAUGGAAAAGAGACUGACUGAUGUCCACAAGAUGAUGGAGGAAGAGGAGGACAGAGCAGAGUCUGCAGAAUCCAGGAGUCACAGGUCCAAACCUGUAGAUCCAUAUUUUAGUACUGGACCUGGACAAACAAUAGGUCAGAAGUCACAGUAUCCAGAAUCCAGCUGUCUGUCUAUGAGGAGUGACAUGUCUAAACCUGAAAAUCCAUAUUUCAGUAAUGAACCUGGUCCACCAGUAUACUUGAGUUAUGGACCUCACCUGACAACAGGUCAGAGGUCACAGUAUCCAGAAUCCAGCUGUCUGUCUAUGAGGAGUGACAUGUCUAAACCUGAAAAUCCAUAUUUCGGUAAUGAACCUGGUCCACCAAUGUACUUGAGUUACGGACCUCACAUGGGUUAUGUGAGAGGUCAGAGGUCACAGAAUCCAGAAUCCAGCUGUCUAUCUAUGAGGAGUGACAUGUCCAAACCUGAAAAUCCAUAUUUCGGUAAUGAACCUGGUCCACCAAUGUACUUGAGUUACGGACCUCACAUGGGUUAUGUGAGAGGUCAGAGGUCACAGAAUCCAGAAUCCAGCUGUCUGUCUAUGAGGAGUGACAUGUCCAAACCUGAAAAUCCAUAUUUCGGUAAUGAACCUGGUCCACCAAUGUACUUGAGUUACGGACCUCACAUGGGUUAUGUGAGAGAGAGGAAGAGGAGCGAGGUCUGUGUGGAGGAGCGGCCGUCCUGCUGUGCGUCGUGUCAGGAUGUCCUGAAGGAUCCGGUCUCUACCAGCUGUGGACACUGGUUCUGCAGACAGUGCAUCUCCUCAUACUGGGACCAGUCUGCUUCAUCAGGAGACUCCUCCUGUCCCCAGUGUGGAAAAAGACCCAGAACCAGAGCUGGAGUGCAGACAGCCAGUCAGAGCAGCUGUGGACAAACAGAUGCUGGUCUGCAGGAGGUUUUAGAGGAACAUAAGAUCAGUCUGAGGAGCAGAUGUGAACGUGUGACUGAAGGAAGUGAUGAAACAGGAAGUAGAACCCUCCUGAACAGGAUCUACACUGAGCUCUACAUCACAGAGGGACAGAGUGAAGAGGUUCACACCCAACAUGAGGUGAGGCAGCUAGAGACAGCUUCCAAGAAGACCCUCCAUGACAGACCAAUCAGGUGCCACGACAUCUUUAAAGCCUUCCCUGACCAACAAAGAGCCAUCAGAGUGGUUCUGACCAACGGCGUCGCUGGCGUUGGAAAAACCUUCUCAGUGCAGAAGUUCGUUCUGGACUGGGCAGAGGGCUUGGAGAACCAACAUGUCAGUGUGGUGAUGCUGCUUUCAUUCAGGGAGCUGAACCUGAUCAGAGAUCAGCAGUACAGUCUUCUGGAGUUGCUCCAUGUUUUCCAUCCAACAUUACAGAAGGUCCCAGCAGAGAAGCUCGCUGUCUGGAAGCUUCUGUUCAUCUUUGACGGCCUGGAUGAAAGCAGACUUUCAUUGGAUUUCACCAACAGGAAGCUCGUGUCUGAUGUCACACAGAAGUCAUCAGUCAGCGAGCUGCUGACAAACCUCAUCGAGGGGAAUCUGCUUCCCUCGGCUCUCGUCUGGAUAACUUCCCGACCUGCAGCAGCCAAUCAGAUCCCUCCUAGAUGUGUGGACAGGCUGACAGAAGUACGAGGCUUCACUGACGCCCAGAAGGAGGAGUACUUCAGGAGGAGAUUCAGUGAUGAAGAGCUGUCCAACAGAAUCAUCUCCCACAUGAAGACAUCCAGGAGCCUCCACAUCAUGUGCAGAAUCCCAGUCUUCUGCUGGAUCACUGCUACAGUUCUGGAGCACAUGUUGACCACAGAGCAGAGAGGAGAGCUGCCCAAGACCCUGACUGACAUGUACUCACACUUCCUGCUGGUUCAGACGAAGAGGAAGAAGAACAAGUACCAUGAGGGACAUGAGACGAGUCCACGGGAGCUGACAGAGGCUGACAGGGAAGUUCUUCUGAAGCUGGGGAGGCUGGCGUUUGAACAUCUGGAGAAAGGAAACAUCAUGUUCUACCAAGAAGACCUGGAGCAGUGUGGUCUGGAUAUCUCAGAUGCCUCGGUGUACUCAGGAGUUUGUACAGAGAUCUUCAGAAGAGAGUGUGUGAUCUUCCAGAAACCAGUCUACAGCUUUGUUCAUCUGAGCAUUCAGGAGUUUCUGGCUGCAGUCUACAUGUUCCACUGUUACACCAGCAGGAAGACAAAGGUGCUGGAGAUGUUCUUGGGAGAUCUCACCAACAGGGAGACAGAUGUGCUGGAGAACUUCCUGGGAGAUGCCAACAACAGGAAGACAGAGGUGAUGGAGACGUUCCAUGGACAUAUAACCAACAGGAAGACAGAGGUGCUGGAGGACUUCUUGAGAGAUCUGAACAUUAAAAAGACAGAAGGGCUGCAGGAAUUUCAAGAAAAUAUGAACGAUCUUUUUUUUAAUGAUAAUGAUUAUGAUGAUGCAGAAAUGACUCUCCAUAAGAAAUCAUCUCUGGGUGAUUUCCUGUGGAGAGUCAUGGAGAAAUCCUUUCAAAGUAAGAGUGGCCAGCUGGACCUUUUUGUUCGAUUCCUUCAUGGCCUCUCUCUGGACUCCAACCAGACACUCUUACGAGGUCUGCUGGUUCAGACAGAGAAGAAUCCCAAGGAAAGUCAGAUAGAAAGUGUCAUUGACAACCUGAAGUGGAGGAACAGUGAUGAAAUCUCUCCUGACAGAAGUGUCAAUAUCUUUUAUUGUCUGAUGGAGAUGAACGACCUGUCAGUGCAUCAGGAGAUCCAAGAGUUCCUGAAGUCAGAGAACAGAACAGAGAAGAAACUCUCUGAGAUCCAGUGCUCAGCUCUGGCCCACAUGCUGCAGCUAUCAGAGGAGGUUGUGGAUGAGUUUGACCUGCAGAAGUACAACACAACAUACCAGGGACGAUUGAGACUGAUUCCAGCUGUAAGGAACUGCAGAAAGGCUCGACUGACUCAGUGUCGACUCUCAGUGACUCAGUGUGAAGUUGUGGCCUCAGCUCUGAAGUCCAACCCCUCCCAUCUGACACAGCUGGACAUGAGCUGGAAUGAACUGCAAGAUUCAGGCCUGAAGCUUCUGUGUGCUGGACUGGAGAGUCCAAACUGUCGACUGGAGACUCUGAGGUUGGUGCAUUGUAGUUUGUCAGAUAUCAGCUCUUUGGGCUCAGCUCUGAAGUCCAACCCCUCCCAUUUGAAAGAGCUGGACCUGAGCUCCAACAUCAACCUGCAGGAUUCAGGAGUGAAGCAUCUGUGUGGUUUUCUGGAGAGUCCACAAUGUUGUCUUGAAAUCCUGAGACUGACUAAUUGUCAACUGUCAAAGACUCAGUGUGAAGUUGUGGCCUCAUCUUUGAAGUCCAACCCCUCCCAUCUGACACAGCUGGACAUGAGUGGAAAUGACCUGCAGGAUUCAGGCCUGAAGCUUCUGUGUGCUGGACUGGAGAGUCCAAAGUCUCGACUGGAGACUCUGAGGCUGUCAGGCUGUCUUAUCACAGAGGACAGUUGCACUUCUCUGGCCUCUGCUCUGAGCACCAACCCCUCCCAUCUGAGAGAGCUGGACCUGAGCUAUAACCAUCCAGGAGACUCAGGAAUGAAGCUGCUGAUGGCUGGACUGAAGGAUCCAAGCUGGAGACUGGACACUCUCAGGGUGGAGCCUGCUGGAGUCCAAUGGUUGAGCCCAGGUCUGAGGAAGUAUUCCUGUCAACGUCCCUUGGUGCAGUUGGAGGAGAGAAGGCAAGCUAGGUCUCCAUCUACUGACCCUGGCAAGUUUGGGUCCAACCCAACAACCAUCACAGCAUCCACUGUCCUCCAAAAAACUGCAAUUAUAUCCCAGCAAAAGCUGGUGAGAGGCCAAGGCCUCAAUCAAGGGGAGACUGUGUAUUGUGGCAACACUGGUCCCUUCUGA